Cornus florida is the source of this 2207-nucleotide messenger RNA. Its product is annotated as FRIGIDA-like protein 3. The record is from RefSeq and is a predicted model, not a curated record. Bases 265 to 1998 code for a protein of 577 amino acids. The transcript is spliced from 4 exons. NCBI's taxonomy places the organism in Eukaryota, Viridiplantae, Streptophyta, Magnoliopsida, Cornales, Cornaceae.
AUUUAUCUGUAGCGGGCUUUCCUACUCUGUGUAAAAACAAAAGCUUUUCUUUACAUCUUCUACACAUUAGCUUCAGAGCAUAUCGCAUCUGAUGACCAAUCGUCACUUCACUUGGACCCGUCCUCUCUCACCGGAGAUAUGAAUUCCUUCCGAGAAUAGAGUGUCCGGAAUCUAUUUCUCUCUUCACCACACCUCCGUCUCGUGAAGGUUUUUUCCCACUUUUUUCAGUUUAUUUUGCAGCUCAUUCAAGUACUCUGCAUAGCCAUGUCUGAGAUGGAUCAAGUUGUGGGAAUCGAUGCACCAACUUCUUUGAUGGAACAGCUUGGCAAGGCAUUCCUUGAACUGGAAGCUCACAAGGGUGCUGCUAAUGAUAGUGUUCAGUGGAUGGAAAUUGAAGAACACUUGAGCCACGUGGAGACAGUUAUGAAGAAGAAAGUUGAAGAACUAGAAGUUAGGGAGAAGGAGUUUAAAGAUAAAGAAUCUGAAACUCACGCAUUGCUUUCGGAGAGAGAGGCGGCUGUUGCUGCCAAAGAGCAAGAUUUUUUGGAUAGGAUACAGGAGCUAAAAGAUGCCACUGUUGCUGUCAUUGCAGAGGCAUGGGCAAAUCACAAGCCGGCAUCUUUGGAGCCUAUUGAGAGUGGAGGCGGCACAGAAAGCAAGGUAAGCAGUUCUCUUGGUCGUACAAAUGCACUUCUUACUGCAUCAGAGGAGAAUUCCCCUCAUAAAACAGGUGAAAAGGCUGUUGGUGUUGAAGAAGUUAGGCCUCGUCCAGAGCUGACGCAAUUUUGCGAGCAGAUGGAUGCAAAAGGGCUUCUGAAUUUUAUAAUGGAGAAUCAAAAAAUUAUACCUGCCAUUUGUGAUGAACUUUCUGUUGCACUGGAAAGUGCAGCUGAACCAAGCCGUUUGGUGCUGGCUUCACUGGAGGGGUUCUACCCUCCUGAUGACAGUACCCAAGAAGGGGAUAAAAUGGAUGCUACCCUUCAGGGCAUGCGUCGGUUUUGUCUUAUGUUUAUGGAAGCCAUGGCCACCUUAUUGGCAAAGGCUGACCCAGGUGCUGAUCACCUUCUGAACCCUGAAACUAAGCAGCAAGCUAGGCUCAUUGCUGAUGAGUGGAAGGCUAAGUUGGUUAGUGCAGACGUUGAUGCUGCUGCCAAUGGAAAUUCAUUGGAAGCUGAGGCAUUUUUGCAGCUCCUUGCAACUUUUAGGAUUGCUUCAGAGUUUGAUGAAGAAGAACUCUGCAAGCUUGUUCUUGCAGUCUCUCACCAGAGGCGGAUGCCUGAGCUCUGCCGUUCUCUUGGAUUAACCCACAAAAUGCCAGAUGUUGUUGAAACAUUGAUUAACAUCCGGAAACAAAUUGAUGCGGUACAUUUUGUCCAUGCUUUCCAGCUCACUGAAAGCUUCCCAAUCGUGCCCCUUCUAAAGACGUAUUUGACAGAGCAGAAAAAAAACUCGCAAGAAAAAAGCAGUAACUUGGGAGGUGCUGGUGCUGCUGGUGAACAGAAUAAUGAAAAUGCUCAAGAACUGGCAGCACUGAAAGCUGUAAUAGAGUGUGUUCGAGAGUAUGGACUUAAGGUGGACUACCCACUAGAUCCACUUCAGAGAAGGGUUGGGCAGCUAGAGAAGUCGAAGCCUGAUAAGAGGAAGUUUGGUGAAUUUGGUAAAAAGCAAAAAUUCAACAAGUCUCGAGCGAAUGGAGGACGUUAUGGAUUCCAUGCACCCGGUGCUGCUCCUCCUGCUGCUGUUAGACAAGCUGCACCUGUUUUUAAUGAGAGGGCAACAUUUGCAGGAAUGUCGGAGAGUAUUCUGCAUGCUGGUCCAUACGCCUACAAUUACCAAGCUCCUAGCCAGCCUACAUAUGCACAGCCAGCAUAUGAUCAAAGGUCAUAUUAUCCCCAGGAUGGCAGGGUUACUGCAACAACAACAUAUAAUUCUGCUGCACCUAACUAUGGCAGUUAUACGGGUAGUGGAAUGCAGUCUUCACAUCAACCGUAUAUGUAAUUAAAUAGUUCAAGUUCUGUAUGAAAUUUUGCUUAGAAGAGAUGCUAGACCAACAUACCGGAUAACUUAUUUUUAAUUUAAGCAUGAUUAACUUUCUCCAUUCUGCAUUUUAAAAGCUUCUAUCUUGCAGAUGGUUUGGAAACCGAAAGUAUUCUGCUGCAGUAUGGAACCAAAUAUUAUAUUUAGGUUUCGGUUGCAUUUCUUGUGAA